GCGGUGAAUCUGGAGCGAGCGCGCAGUUUGCGCUCCGGGAAGGCGCUUCUCCCUUGCCGCGUCUUCGGCUUGCUGCAGCUCGGGGGCCAGCGCUGUCCGAGUCCCCUUCCCGGCGAUGGUGCAGCCUGAGGGCGCCUCCGCCCCCCUCCGCCGCUGACCCCAGUCCCCCACUCCAUGGCCGCCUCGGCGCCGCCCCCACCGGACAAGCUGGAGGGAGGUGGCGGCCCCGCACCGCCCCCUGCGCCGCCCAGCACCGGGAGGAAGCAGGGCAAGGCCGGUCUGCAAAUGAAGAGCCCAGAAAAGAAGCGAAGAAAGUCAAAUACUCAGGGUCCUGCUUACUCACAUCUGACGGAGUUUGCACCACCCCCGACUCCCAUGGUGGAUCAUCUGGUUGCAUCCAACCCUUUUGAGGAUGACUUCGGAGCCCCYAAGAUGGGGGGCGCAGCCCCUCCAUUCCUCGGCAGUCCUGUGCCCUUUGGAAGCUUCCGUGUACAAGGGGGCAUGGCAGGCCAGGUACCCCCAGGCUAUGGCACUGGGGGUGGAGGGGGUCCCCAGACACUUCGCCGACAACCCCCCCCUUUUCCUCCUAAUCCUAUGGGACCUGCUUUCAACAUGCCCCAGGGCCCUGGCUACCCACCCCCAGGCAACACGAACUUUCCCAGUCAAUCCUUCAGCCAGCCUCUGGGUCAAAACUUCAGUGCUCCAGGUGGGCAGAUGAUGCCAGGCCGUGGGGGAUUUGGCCCCACGAUCUCACCCACCAUGGGACAGCCUCCCAGAGGGAAGCUGGGCCCUCCUUCUCUCCCCCAGCGUUUUGCUCAGCCAGGUGUGCCUUUUGGCCCUUCUCCUCUUCAGAGACCUGGUCAGGGGCUCCCCAGCCUGCCCCCCAACACAAGUCCCUUCCCUGGUCCAGAUCCUGGCUUUCCUGGCCCUGGUGGUGAGGAUGGGGAGCCCUUGAAUCCACCUGCUCCCACUGCUUUUCCCCAGGAGCCCCAUUCGGGCUCUCCAGCUGCUGCUGUUAAUGGGAAUCAACCCAGUUUCCCCCCAAACAGCAGUGGGCGGGGUGGCGGCACUCCGGAUGCCAACAGCCUAGCACCCCCUGGCAAGGCAGGUGGGGGUUCAGGGCCCCAGCCUCCCCCAGGCCUGGUGUACCCAUGUGGUGCCUGUCGGAGCGAGGUGAAUGACGACCAGGAUGCUAUCUUGUGUGAGGCCUCCUGCCAGAAGUGGUUCCAUCGCGAGUGCACAGGCAUGACUGAGAGCGCCUAUGGGCUGCUGACCACCGAGGCCUCUGCUGUCUGGGCCUGUGACCUCUGCCUCAAGACCAAGGAGAUCCAGUCUGUCUACAUCCGCGAGGGCAUGGGGCAGCUGGUGGCCGCUAAUGAUGGGUGACACUGGCGAGGUGGUCCCAGGGAAGUGCACAUGUCCCUUCCUGCUCCUCCAGGGUGAUUGUCUAGCUCCUGGCCCUCGUUUCCGCUGGUUCCCCAUCCUCACGGAGCAGAAACCUGAUGGUUCCUGGGGGCAGAAGAGCCUGGGUUGCUCACUUUUCUGGAAACAACACAUCAAGAUCUACGGAGAUCCAGGAAACCAAAGCCCUGCUGAGCAGAGCCAGCUUUUUUUAUGGCUAUUAGGAAGCCUAGGGAUGUGACUGCAAGAGAAAAGGGGACAGGAAAUUCAGGAGGGCAAGAGUGUCCUGUCUGCCUAUGAUGGAUAACUAACACCUGUGCCUGACACCCCUGUUCUGCCCCUCAGCUCUAGCCUUAGUUUUUGGAGUGGAGCAUUGAAGGUUUCUGGCUUGGGGAGCCGGUCUCUUCCCAUCCCUGUCACAGCCAUUUCAUGGGCUCUGGGAGACCUCUUUAGGGAAUAAAUGGGGAUUCCUCCUUUUUUCUACCUUCCCCUUUGCCUCUCUCAGACCUGUCCAGCUCCUCCUCCCUCAGCACCAAAUAGC
This is a messenger RNA of Urocitellus parryii (Arctic ground squirrel), 1942 nucleotides long. RefSeq names its product pygopus family PHD finger 2 (gene Pygo2). Gene Ontology annotation, biological process: spermatid nucleus differentiation; kidney development. The record is from RefSeq and is a predicted model, not a curated record. NCBI's taxonomy places the organism in Eukaryota, Metazoa, Chordata, Mammalia, Rodentia, Sciuridae.